GGCGGAGCCGGCGCCGGAGCGGCAGCUGGAGAGCCGGCAGUGGGACCCCAGCGCGGGAGGCGGCCGCAGGGCGGGAGCCCCAGAGGCCCCUCUGAGCAGCCCCCUCCUCCCUCAGGGCAGGAACCGGCCCGCCGGCUGGGAACCCGGCGUCCAGCAUCGCCGCGCCCGCCAAUGCGGCCGGGCCCCGGGAGAGCCAGGCCCGCUGCAUGCCCAUGUGGGCCGGCGGCGUGGGGAGCCCUCGGCGGGGCACGGCCCCGGCACCCACCGACGACCUCUUUGCCCGGAAGCUGCGCCAGCCGGCCCGGCCCCCGCUGACACCACACACCUUCGAGCCGAGGCCGGCCCGGGGCCCGCUCCUGCGCAGCGGCAGUGACGCGGGCGAGGCCCGGCCCCCCACGCCCGCCAGCCCUCGAGCCCGCGCCCACAGCCACGAGGAGGCCAGCCGCCCUGCCGCGGCCCCCACGCGGCUCUUCACUGACCCGCUGGCCCUGCUGGGGCUGCCGGCCGAGGAGCCAGAGCCCUCCUUCCCACCAGUGCCUGAGCCCCGCUGGUUCGCCCACUAUGACGUGCAGAGCCUGCUCUUUGACUGGGCCCCGAGGCCUCGGGGGGCGGGGGGCCACGCUGAGCCCGGCUCCGGGACCCUGGCCUCGGCCGCGGACCGGACUGCCAGCUCAGACCUGCUGCUGGAGGCGCCUGGCUUUGUGAGUGAGCUCGGGGGCGAGGGUGAGCUGGGCCUGGGCGGACCGGUGUCCCCGCCCGUGCCUCCCGCGCUGCCCAACGCGGCCGUGUCGGUCCUGGAGGAGCCACAGAACCGAACCUCAGCCUACAGCCUGGAGCACGCCGACCUGGGCGCCGGCUACUACCGCAAGUACUUUUACAACAAAGAACACCAGAACUUCUUCGGACUGGAUGAGGUGCUGGGCCCGGUGGCAGUGAGCCUGCGGCGGGAGGAGAAGGAGGGCAGCGGAGGGGGCACUCUGCACAGCUACCGUAUCAUCGUUCGGACCACGCAGCUCCGGACCCUCCGUGGCACCAUCUCGGAGGAGGUGCUGCCUCCAGGGCCCCCGAGGGGCCUGUCCCCGAGGAAGCUUCUGGAGCAUGUGGCGCCCAGGCUGAGUCCCACCUGCCUGCGCCUGGGCUCAGCCUCACCGAAGGUGCCACGCACCCUGCUCACGCUGGACGAGCAAGUGCUGAGCUUCCAGCGCAAGGUGGGCAUCCUGUACUGCCGGGCGGGCCAGGGCUCAGAAGAGGAGAUGUACAACAACCAGGAGGCAGGACCCGCCCUCAUGCAGUUCCUCACGCUGCUGGGCGACGUGGUGCGGCUCAAAGGCUUUGAGAGCUACCGGGCCCAGCUGGACACCAAAACGGACUCCACGGGCACGCACUCGCUGUACACCGUGUACCAGGACCACGAGAUCAUGUUCCACGUGUCCACGAUGCUGCCUUACACCCCCAAUAAUCAGCAGCAGCUCCUGCGGAAGCGCCACAUCGGCAACAACAUUGUGACCAUCGUGUUCCAGGAGCCAGGCAGCAAGCCCUUCUGCCCCACCACCAUCCGCUCACACUUUCAGCACGUGUUCCUGGUGGUGCGGGCACAGGCGCCCUGCACUGCGCACACCUCCUACAGGGUGGCCGUGAGCCGCACCCAGGACACCCCAGCCUUUGGUCCGGUUCUGCCCCUAGGUGGAGGCCCUUUCCCGGCCAAUGCCGACUUCCGGGCCUUCCUGCUGGCCAAGGCGCUCAAUGGCGAGCAGGCGGCGGGCCACGCACGCCAGUUCCACACCAUGGCCACGCGCACGCGCCAGCAGUACCUGCAGGACCUGGCCACCAACGAGGUGACCACCACGUCGCUGGACUCGGCUUCACGCUUCGGCCUGCCCUCCCUGGGCGUGCGGCGGCGGGCGUCCCCUCGGGGCGCGGGAGCCGAGCUGCAGGCGGCGGGCGCGCUGGUGUGGGGAGUGCGCGCGGCGCCCGGGGCGCGGGGCGCGGCCGGGGCCCAGGCAGGCGGCCCCGACCACCCCGAGGUGCCCUGCCUGCUGGGCAUCUCCGCCGAGGCGCUGGUGCUGGUGGUGCCACGCGACGGCCGGGUCGUCUUUAACUGCGCCUGUCGCGACGUGCUGGCCUGGACCUUCUCGGAGCAGCAGCUCGACCUGUACCACGGCCGCGGGGAGGCGAUCACCCUGCGGUUCGACGGCCCCCCGGAGCAGGCGGUGGGCGAGGUGGUGGCGCGCCUGCAGCUGGUGAGCCGCGGCUGCGAGACCCGCGAGCUGGCGCUGCCCCGCGACGGCCAGGGCCGCCUGGGCUUCGAAGUGGAUGCCGAGGGCUUCGUCACGCACGUGGAGCGCUUCACGUUCGCGGAGACGGCGGGGCUGCGGCCCGGGGCGCGCCUGCUGCGCGUGUGCGGCCAGACGCUGCCCAGCCUGGGCCCCGAGGCCGCGGCUCAGCGCCUGCGCUCCGCGCCCAAGGUCUGCAUCACCGUCCUGCCCCCGGAUGAGAGCGGCCGGCCCCGCAGGAGCUUCUCGGAGCUGUACAGGCUGUCCCUGCAGGAGCCCAGCCGGCGUGGGGCCCCAGAGCCGGCACAGGAAGAGGCCCCCGAGGUGGCCCUGAUGCCCUCCACGAAGCAGCUGCUGCACGUGUGCCUGAGCGAGGGCAGCGGUCCUCCGGGGCCUGGGGACCUAGCCGAGGAGCGGACUGAGUUCCUGCGCAGCCAGAACUCGCCAUCGCCCUGCAGCUCCCUGUCCGAUGAGGCCCCAGUCCUGCCCAACACCACCCCAGACCUCCUCCUGGCAACCACGGCCAAGCCGUCACCUCCUGGUGCUGGCAGGGAGACACCCCCCACCCAGGAGGGCCCAGCCAGCCCCAGUGGCGGUGAGGACAGAGGCGACCCGGCCCCAGAGAUGAGGGCCUCCUUCCUGCCACGAACCUUGUCUCUUCGAAACUCCAUCAGCAAAAUCAUGUCGGAGGCGGGCAUGGAGACUCUGGAAGACGAGUGGCAGUCCAUCUCGGAAAUCGCCUCCACUUGCAACACCAUCCUGGAGUCGCUGUCCCGGGAGGGUGAGUGCUGGGGGGAGGAGCCAGGAGGUGGCUCUUACUUCCUUUACCAAUCUGCUGUUCCUCUUUCCCCGCAGGACAGCCCAUCCCAGAGAGUGGAGAUACCAGGGGAGCCCCAAAAGCUGAUGCUGAGCCAGAACCCAGGAGCUUGUCAGAGAAGGUCUCUCACCUGGAGUCCCUGCUCAGGAAGCUGCAGGAGGACCUGCAGAAGGAGAAGGCAGACCGAGCAGCCCUGGAGGAGGAGGUUCGCAACCUGCGGAACAACAACCGCCUGCUCCUGGCCUCGCAGCAUCUGGGCUCACCUGCCACGGACUUGGCCUGAGCCGCUUGGUGCAGCCUUAGCCCGGCUGUGCACCUGCUCAGAACAGCCCAGGUCCUUCAGGGCCCGGGCCCCCUCAGGAACUCUCCCUGCGCAGAGGCGCGUCUUGGCACUGCCCCCACUCCCCAGCCCAUUACCGGUGGCGAAGUUUCCCCUGCCCCAUCCUGUGUGUAAAUAUUCUGUGAGAAAAGGGGACUUCAGGGAUUAAAGAAGCCACUGC
Molecule: messenger RNA, 3590 nt
Organism: Myotis daubentonii (Daubenton's bat)
Lineage: Eukaryota; Metazoa; Chordata; Mammalia; Chiroptera; Vespertilionidae
Gene: SIPA1
Product: signal-induced proliferation-associated 1
Biological process (GO): regulation of small GTPase mediated signal transduction
Cellular component (GO): cytoplasm
Molecular function (GO): GTPase activator activity; protein binding
Source: RefSeq, a predicted model, not a curated record